Molecule: messenger RNA, 417 nt
Organism: Uloborus diversus
Lineage: Eukaryota; Metazoa; Arthropoda; Arachnida; Araneae; Uloboridae
Product: ATP-binding cassette sub-family C member 3-like
Exons: 4
Coding region: 1-417 (138 amino acids)
Biological process (GO): transmembrane transport
Cellular component (GO): membrane
Molecular function (GO): ATPase-coupled transmembrane transporter activity; ATP binding
Source: RefSeq, a predicted model, not a curated record
AUGGAACUCGAAAUGAAGCCAUUUCUUUUUAGUGGGUGGCUUGGCAUCAGAUUGCAGUUGAUGGGUGGAACUAUCGUUUUAAUCGCAGCCCUCUUGACCGUGGCCCAGCGAGGAACAUCGAGUGCUGCACUUGUUGGACUUACGCUAACCUACGCCUUAAGCGUCACCGACAUUCUGGCGACGAUGGUGAGGCUGAUGACUCAACUCGAAACCCGAAUGGUGUCCGUGGAAAGAAUCAAAGAGUAUUCCUCGUUGUCGUCUGAGGCUCCUUGGGAGACGGGCUGUCAGUUGAGUCUGGAAGGCUGGCCGAGAAAGGGCGCUAUCACGCUACGAGACUACAAAAUGCGCUACAGAAUGAAUACAGAGCUCAUCCUCAAAGGUGUCAGCGUUCACAUACCAGGGCAGGACAAAAGGUGA